Molecule: messenger RNA, 1306 nt
Organism: Trichobilharzia regenti
Lineage: Eukaryota; Metazoa; Platyhelminthes; Trematoda; Strigeidida; Schistosomatidae
Source: the annotation of a GenBank genome assembly
GUAGUAAUUCGAACUCAAGAGGAGGCGCAAAUUCAAAAACUGGUGGCUGCUGAAUACUGAAGGCCUAGCUCUUUGUUGUAAAUAUAUACAUCUUUUUAACUUCCCUGUCGCGUUCUGCUUCUCACCUCACCCCGUGUGCUUGAUUUCUGAUACUGUUUGUGUUGUUCUACUAUAGAACAUGGCGAGCCUACCCAACUCGCGUAAACAAAAGCGCGAAAUGAAGAACUCUGAAUCUCCUGCUAAUGCCAGCGCCUGCGACUCGGAAAAUGGUAACAGAGCGCCACCAGUAAUGUCCUCAACCUCACCGACAACGUCGACGUCCACGCCUGCGCCAGAUAUGAUUCAAGCAAUGGUCGCAGCGUUUAGAAUAGCAUUGAUGACGUCGAAUACACUUUCAUCGCCCUCCAACAAUACACCCCAAGUUAAAUUCCCAGCACCAGAAAAGUUCGUCCCAGGGGAAUCAUUCACAUUGUGGGAGGAGCAGUGCCGUCGAUAUAUACAACAAUUUGAUGAAAAACAAAGAGCUAGUGCUGUUAUCUGUUUACUGUCAAUACCCGCGUUGAAACGCCUCAAGCUAGCUGGCGUUGACACAGAAGAGACGAUGGAAGUAGAGGAGCUAUUUGCAGCGAUGCGUCGAGCAUUUGCGCCGCAUACCCAUGUUCUUGGGCAGCGGGCCGCUUUUCACGCAUGUGUCCAGCAGAGCGGCGAAAGUACAGAGGAAUUCCUCUGGCGACUUCAAGAGUUAGCCCCAGUCGCUUUUGAAGGAGACUCCGCAACCGAAAUCAGCUCCCGCAUUCUCCACCAAUUCGAAGAAGGGCUGCUGCACGACGAAGUACGAGAAAGGGUCAUUGAAAGCAAUCCUACAUCGCCCGUGGAGGCUCUACAGGUUGCCAAACAGAAGGAAGCUCUAAUUAAGCUUCGUAAGAAUCGGCGACCAACAGACGGACCCUAUACUCAAUCGCAAUAUCAAGAAUCGAGGACGCCUCGUGAGCAUCGUACGAAACCACAUCUUGAGUGGAGGUCCCGAUCUUCCCCGAAAGCAAGACAAAUUCCACACCAACCACGUCCAAGAGCGGCCUGGAUAAACUCUCGCCUCCCAGAAGAGAUUGGGACGAUUUCGAGGCGGGGAGACCGAACCACUGAAGUCGCUGGGGACAGCUUUUUGGAACCGAGGGGGUCGUGUAGUAAUUCGAACUCAAGAGGAGGCGCAAAUUCAAAAACUGGUGGCUGCUGAAUACUGAAGGCCUAGCUCUUUGUUGUAAAUAUAUACAUCUUUUUAACUUCCCUGUCGCGUUCUGCUUCUCAC